CAUAGUGGAUGAUAGACAAAAGACAACGCAACAGAACAGACGAGGGCGACAACGCAAACACUUUUCUCCUCUUUCGGUUUAUGCUUGCUUCGCAUCUAAUUGACUAUUCCACCCGCGAGCUGAAGCAACCAGCGGAAUUUUCACUUUUAUAUGGUCCAGAUUCGCGAGGGAGCGAGAGAUUUCACCAAUAAAUCACGGAAAAUAGAAAUCAGUGCCCGAGUGCAGUGAGCAGUCAGCAACAAUGACGUCAAAACUGGAGAUCAAUGUGCGGAGUCUAAUCGCACAGUGCGAGGAAAUUGUUUCGGCCGAUAAGCAAGACUGGAGGCUGAAGAAGUACAUCCGAUCGCUGGAUACGAUGAUUCUAGAGCUGGAAGAACAGUUUGAAAAACCGGAGGAAAAAUUGAUAACGGAAUAUCGUAAUCGAUGCGCCGAGCUGAAAAAAGUUUCCAAUUAUGUCGAGCCAUCCCUUAACGCAGAACAGCGCAGCAGAUUGAAAACGAAAUCAAAAGGAACCAACGAUUCCGGCGGAGAUGUGAUGCGAGAGAUUCGCCAGAUACACGACCAAAAGUUUCAGAAGGAAUUACGCAGUGAACUGUUUAACGGCAACUUCUCCACUAUUCGACGGCGGGCCGGUCAGAAGGUGGCCGAGAAUCUAGAGCAUACGGUUAAGCAGUUCUCAGACGAGCAGGAAAAGAUAGCGGAGGAUAUGCUGAUGUUGACGAGAAACCUAAAAGAGCAAACUGAAACUGCCAGCAAGAUUAUCAAGAAAGAUACAGAGAUUGUUACCAAGUCAUCGAAACUGACCGAUCAGAACGUUUCCUCGCUAUCAGCAGAAUCAACAAAGUUACAGGAUAGUUCAAAAAAAGCGUGGAAAUGUUGGAUGUGGCUCAUGAUAGGUCUGGUUAUGAUGAUUUUCAUCUUUAUGGUACUGUUCAUGAAGAUAAUGAAAAAGAAAACCUACUGAUGGCCUCACCGGGAACCUUUCGGAGUCUCGCUUUAAGUGUGCUUGUAACUAUAAACAUCUGUUUUAUUCCCUUUGCAUUUCUUGUUAUUUUGUUUUAAAACGAAGAAAAAAACGAAAAAAAAAAUAAAUUUUACAGUAUUUAAA
This is a messenger RNA of Wyeomyia smithii (pitcher-plant mosquito), 1108 nucleotides long. RefSeq names its product vesicle transport protein USE1 (gene Use1). Gene Ontology annotation, cellular component: SNARE complex; endoplasmic reticulum. The transcript has 4 exons. The record is from RefSeq and is a predicted model, not a curated record. Gene Ontology annotation, molecular function: SNAP receptor activity. Gene Ontology annotation, biological process: retrograde vesicle-mediated transport, Golgi to endoplasmic reticulum. Bases 242 to 964 code for a protein of 240 amino acids. NCBI's taxonomy places the organism in Eukaryota, Metazoa, Arthropoda, Insecta, Diptera, Culicidae.